Messenger RNA from Mesoplodon densirostris (Blainville's beaked whale), 6451 nucleotides. RefSeq names its product ubiquitin specific peptidase 45 (gene USP45). Gene Ontology annotation, biological process: protein deubiquitination. The transcript is spliced from 18 exons. Bases 352 to 2802 code for a protein of 816 amino acids. The record is from RefSeq and is a predicted model, not a curated record. Gene Ontology annotation, molecular function: zinc ion binding; cysteine-type deubiquitinase activity. Lineage: Eukaryota; Metazoa; Chordata; Mammalia; Artiodactyla; Ziphiidae.
GAAGCGAUCAACCUCACCAACGCCAUCCCUUCCCAGGGGCCCGAGGUUAGGCGUUCUCCCUUUCCCCGGGGACCCCGAGCUCACCCCAGAGCGCAACUUCUGCGGACCCGAGGAUCGCCUGGAGCCAACUCAAGUGCAAUAGUCGCAGCAGCCUCAUCUCCGGAUCGAACCUCGUGGCUACUAACCACUUCCUACUCCUGGUCCUCCUCCUCCUCCCGCCGCCCGGCGAACCGCGCCGGGCUCUCGAGCGCCCUCCAGCCAGGCUCCGGCCGAACCGGGUAGUGCCACUAGGAGUAAUCGCGGAGGGAAACGUGCCCUGCUGUAAAACUUAAAAUUGCCUGUAAGUAACAGAUGCGGGUGAAAGAGCCAUCCAAAGCUUUACCUGAGAAAGCCAAAAGAAGUAAAAGGCCCACCAUACCUCAUGAUGAAGACUCUUCAGAUGACAUUGCUGUAGGUUUCACUUGCCAACAUGUAAGUCAUGCUAUCAGUGUGAAUCAUGUGAAAGAAUCAAUAGUUGAGAAUCUGUGGUCAGUUUGCUUGGAAUGUUUAAAAGAAAGAAAAUUCUAUGAUGGACAGCCAGUACUUCCUUCUGAUAUUUGGUUGUGCCUCAAGUGUGGUUUUCAGGGAUGUGGUAAAAACUCAGAAAGCCAGCAUUCAUUGAAGCACUUCACGAGUUGGAGAGCAGAGUUUCACUGUAUUAUAAUUAGUCUGAGCACAUGGAUCAUUUGGUGUUAUGAGUGCGAUGAAAAAUUAUCAACACAUUGUAAUAAGAAGGUUUUGGCUCAGAUAGUUGAUUUUCUCCAGAAACAUGUUUCUAAAACACAAACAAAUGCAUUUUCUAGAAUCAUAAAACUUUAUGAAGAAAAAUGUGAAACAGGUGAUAAAAAGGGAAGAAAAGACAGCAGUGUAACAUCUGUAAAAGGAAUUACAAAUUUAGGAAAUACUUGCUUUUUUAAUGCAGUCAUGCAGAAUUUGGCACAGUCUUACAUUCUUACUGAACUGAUGAAUGAGAUCCAGGAACAUGGUACAAAACUCAAGAUUGUUCCUUCCUCAGACUCUCCACUGGACCCAUUAGUGGUGGAACUUUCAAGCCCUGGACCAUUGACCUCAGCCUUGUUCCUGUUUCUUCACAGCAUGAAGGAGACUGAAAGAGGACCACUUUCUCCCAAAGUUCUUUUUAAUCAGCUUUGUCAGAAGGCCCCUGGAUUUAAAAGCUUUCAACAACAGGACAGUCAGGAGCUUCUUCAUUAUCUGCUUGAUGCAGUGAGGACAGAAGAAACAAAGCGAAUACAAGCUGGCAUUCUCAAAGCAUUUAACAACCCAACUACUAAAACUGCUGAUGAUGAAACUAGGAAAAAAGUCAAAGCAUAUGGAAGAGAAGGUGUGAAAAUGAACUUCAUAGAUCGUAUCUUUAUUGGUGAAUUAACUAGCACAGUCAUGUGUGAAGAAUGUGCAAAUAUCUCCACAGUAAAAGAUCCUUUUAUUGAUAUUUCACUUCCUAUAAUAGAAGAAAGGGUUUCAAAACCUGUGCUUUGGGGAAGAAUGAGUAAAUACAGAAGUUUACAGGACACAGAUAAUGGUCAAUACAGUGGCACUAUUACUAUAGAACAUACUCAGCAACCUAGAGCCACCAAGAAGCAUUCUUCAUCUAAAGAUAAGAAUCAACUAAUUCAUGGCAGAAAACGUACAAGAAAAUUGUCAUCUGGAGAAGAUAAAGCUGUUGUCAUAUACGAGAAAAAUGAAAACCUUGAAAUGAAUAGAGACUCUUCAUUGUUUGCAAGCAUCGUGAACACUGAGUCGACUCUGACUGAAAGCCCUACCGACGGCAGUGAAAAAGAAGCCCGCCUUUCUGAAAGUAGCGUUGAUGCUGACAGUGAGGCUUCAGAGUCUGAAAGUGCUCCUAAGCAGACUUUGUUGUUGAGAUCCAGCUGUGGAUACUAUGUGCACACAAAUGGACACCUUCGCCAUCUGUCAGAGAGUGAACCACUCACCAAGGAGGGUGACGGUGGUGAUGCGGGAGCAGCUGAAGCUAUUUCUGAACUUCAUUUGAGCAGCACUGUAACUGGAGAUAGGGAUUUUGACAGAGAAAAUCAGCCACUAAACGUUUCAAAUAAUUUGUGUUUUUCAGAGGGCAAGCAUAUGGUGUCUUACAGCCCCCCAAGUGCUUUUCAGACCCUUUCUCAGAGCUAUAUAACCACUUCUAAAGAAUGUUCAAUUCAGUCCUGUCUGUAUCAGUUUACAUCUAUGGAAUUACUAAUGGGGAACAACAAGCUUCUGUGUGAGAACUGUACUGAAAAGAAACAGAAGUACCCAAAGGAAACCAGUUCUGCAGAAAAGAAAGCAGGAGGGGUUUAUACUAAUGCCAGGAAGCAAUUGCUCAUUUCUGCUGUUCCAGCUAUCCUAAUUCUCCAUCUUAAAAGAUUUCAUCAGGCUGGCCUGAGUCUUCGCAAAGUAAACAGACAUGUAGAUUUUCCACUGACGCUUGACUUAGCACCAUUCUGUUCUGCUACUUGUAAGAAUGUAAGUGUGGGAGAUAAAGUUCUCUAUGGUCUCUAUGGCGUAGUGGAACAUAGUGGCUCAAUGAGAGGAGGCCACUACACCGCUUACGUGAAAGUGAGAACACCCUCCAGGAAAUUACUGGAACAUAUCACUGGAAAGAAAAAUGUACCUGGUUUGAAAGAACCUGAUAGUGAAUCAGCAGGCCAGUGGGUCCAUGUUAGUGACACUUACGUGCAGGUGGUUCCAGAAUCAAGAGCACUUAGCGCACAAGCGUACCUUCUUUUUUAUGAAAGAAUAUUAUAAUUAUUUGUUAAUUGUUAAUGGUAAUGAUUAUUUAGAUCACUUUUAUUUAAAUGCUGCAGCGAUAACCAUUAUAUGCAAUGUGUCUUUGUAGUCUUUUCUGUAGGAAUAGCAUGUCCCUCAAAUGCUCCUGGACAUAUUUACCAUUUUGGUGAAUCCUUUUAAAGUAAAUUAAAUUUACUAAAUGCUUUCAAAAUUAUAUUCUUAAAAUAAAUGUAAACACAUGUUUUUAAAAACAUAUUUGUCCUGGGAAAAAAAACCCAGAAUUUACAGUAGUAGAGGAAACUCCUUUAUAAUGUGGCUUAUUACUAUCAGCAUUCAGAAAUGAUGCUGGCUAAGUCAAAUCAUUCCUUAAAACAGUGUUUCCCAAAUGUGAGUCAAUACCACCUUUCUGUUUUCAUAUAUAUAUGUAUAUAUAUCUCCUAUGCCAUUGUUUACUUAUUAUUAUUAUUAUUAUUAUUAUUAUUAUUAUUAUUAUUAUUUUUGCAGUACGCGGGCCUCUCACUGCUGUGGCCUCUCCCGCUGCGGAGCACAGGCUCCGGACGCGCAGGCUCAGCAGCCAUGGCUCACGGGCCCAGCCACUCCAUGGCAUGUGGGAUCCUCCCGGACCGGGGCACGAACCCACGUCCCCUGCAUCGGCAGGCAGACUCUCAACCACUGCGCCACCAGGGAAACCCCUACUUAUUAUUUUUAAGCUUAUUUUUUAGCCUUUUUAAACCAUAGUCUUAUUUUGAGCAUAUUCUACAUUUUAUGUGCUAGUUACAUUUUUUCUAAUAAACAUUAAAAUAAAUAUAUAACUAAAGAAAAAUUGCUCAUUCAUGUAGCACUUCACUAAAAAUCAUCUCAGGGCUAUCCAGUAGUAUAUUACACUGCUGUGUCGGACACAUUGCUAUAACAUAUACUUACACAAUUGGCAUACUGACCUUGUCAUAUAUUUUGUAUGAUUCAACCAUAUAAAAUGGUACCACUGUAGCUUCAGUAGUAUGGAUUUACAAAUAAUAUACUGGUUAGCUUAUUGCUUUGAGGUUUUGAGAACUGGAAAAAUGCUGAAAUAUUUUAUCAACAUAUUAUUUGCAGCCUAUUCAUGAUGGAGUUGAGAAUAAUUUGCAAGUGAUUAGCCAAAGUCAAAAUAUAUUUAUAGAUAAUUGUUACAUGCAGAAUUGGUAAAUAGAAGUUGUUAAUCCAUAUGGGACCAUAGGAUACCUUUGAAAUGUAAAUUACCAAAUCAUAUUUGUAAAUGAUAGAGAAUUCUAUUCUUAUUAUGCUUAAUAGGAAAAUGUAAUACAUUUUCUAGUUCUGUAGAUCAGUAAAUAUUAAUCAUGUUUUUGGGGUUUUGAGAUCACCUUUUGUCUUCAGCAAGCAUCAUCAGUAAGUUCAAAUAGGUUUAGUUUUUAUUUUAAUGGAGCAUAAAGUUGGCAUUUUGGAUUUUCUUUUAAAAUAAUUAAUAGCAAACAUGGUAGUUUUUCCCCCCUAGAAAACAAAUUAUUAAGCUGUCAAAACUUGGCAUGAAAAUGUUACCAUUACUUAGGCUUAAAUUUUUUUAAAAUGACUACUUUGGUGUUACAUUAUUAAGUCAAAACACAUAACUGCAUGGUUCAAGCAUCCUAAUCAUUAGGGCUAACGAAUGAUAGUACAGGCAGAUGCUGGGUAAGUGCCUGGUCCUAGUUCCUUCUCCUCUUGUUAAGGAAGGAUAAGAAUAAUGGCUGUAGUUAAUGUGUGGAAAUAUUUAACGAAGACUCUCACCCUUCUUAAUAUUUAAGUAUAUGUAAUAUUAUCAAGGUUACCAGUGCCGCCUUUUGAUAUAUGGAUGAAUGGAAUUGUGAUUAGUUUUAAAGAUGGUAAUAAUAUACGAAAUUCAGAGCUUAAAAGUGUCAUUGCAUAAAUUGUAUUUUUAAGCUGUUGAAAUUUCAAUAAUAGUGAUUUUCUUGAUUUUUAACAGUGAAAUGAUGGAGAAAUGUAUCUUUAUAAGUUAACCUGUAAAUUCAGGUUGUGUCCUGUAAAAGGUAAACAGUGUUUACAGUGUUUUCUGUUUAAUUGUAAUGCGUUAACGUUGAAGACUUCAGUACCAGAGCAGUGAAAUUUUUUGAAAACUAUUAGUUAAUCCUCUUUAUUCAAGUCAACCGUCUUGGUAAUGACAGUUACCAUCUCCUGCCCCAAAUGUAAAUAUUACAUUGUCUCAUUUUUCUCCUAGAAAAGAUACCAUUAAGAGGCAUGCACUUUUCAUUGGAUGGUCACCUGCUUCUUAUUUCAUUGAUAGAUGGAUAGAUGAAAGAGAGAAAGAAAGAAAGAGGGAAAGGAAGCAAGAAAGGAGGGAAAGAAACAAGAACAUUCUUUUCUGUUGCCUCUUGGGUUAUCCCUUACAGAGUUAAGUAGAGAUGGUAAGUGAUAGGUGAGGGCAAGAAUCAAAGAAGGUGCCUGGUUCCUCUUUUCAUUGGAUGCCAGGAAAUGAACUAGUGCUGAAUUUAUCAAAUUAGGAGAUCUUUUAAGCUUUAUUCUGAAUACCAGUUAAGACUGAUUUUUCAUUAAGUGAGUGAUAUAUUGUAGCUUCAGAACAUUACCUCAGUACUCAAAUACUACAGUAGUUUUUAUGCUUAACUUCACAUUUAUUCAUUAAGUAUAUAUUUAUUGAACAUCUACUAAGGGUCAGGCCCUGGGCUGACACUGUUUUAACAUGUUUUAAAAUGAAGAGGCCUAUGUAAGUUUUAGACAUUAUUCUAGAAGUAAUAAGAUACUUUUAUUUUCAUUUCCACAGUGUUAAAUGAGUUAAUUCUGAAAUCUGUUUUUUUAUGGCCUAAAGUUUAUGAAUGCUUUGCUUGUCCAGGUCUGCUGGUAAUGGAAUAAAUUUGAUUUUGAGAUCUAAGAAUUUCCUAAAGAUAGCUUUUGUAAUAGAAAAAGUAUGUUAAGUUACACAUGGAUCUACAUUUAAAUUUUUGUUUUUAUUUUGAAUAUUUCCAAAGCACAUUUGCAGGGGUACUAAAUGACUCCUUCCAGAUGACCUCAGGAAACAGUACAAAUCAGUGAGAAUGUUUACAGAUCCUCAAAACAACUACUAUAGUGUUUGGCGAAAUGAAUUUAAGAAGUAAAACAGGAGUUUAACUAGCUUUAUUUAGAAACUAGUUUAUAUCUAAACUCGGGUUCCCCUAGUUUUUCCAUGUUUAAAAUGAUACAUUUUUUUGACUAUAUGCCAAUUAUGUGAAUAUUUUUGACAUAACCAAAUGUGUGUUUAUAUUUAAGAUUUUGUCAUUUAAUGUUUUUAAAACUGAUGUGAAGGCCACCUUUUCGAGUGGCCAGGGAGAGUGGUGUCAGUUCUAAGAGCAGUUGAUACCUGUUUUCUUACUGUAAAUGUGCCAACAAAACUAUUUUACUAUGAUAUGUAUUUAAGAGCUCUUAGUUCGCAUGUUUGACUUCAGUCAAUGAUUUUAUAUGAUAUCUGAAUAAAAUUUCCUGAGGAUUAAGCUGUGAAAUAUAUCACCUUCAUCUAAUUUUUGAGGUAUAAAAUAGUAUCUUGCCUACUUUUAUUAAAUUCAUACUCAUAAUUUGUCUGUGUCCUACCUGAAAAAAUAAGCCUAAACCAGAUAUGUUAUGUGCAAUAAAAGUGAUUCUUUAUAUGUUAUCUGCUGAAUUAAGAAAGACUAUUUUUAGAUAUUUAAAA